Salvelinus sp. IW2-2015 is the source of this 5336-nucleotide messenger RNA. Its product is annotated as striatin-interacting protein 1 homolog. Gene Ontology annotation, cellular component: cytosol. The record is from RefSeq and is a predicted model, not a curated record. Lineage: Eukaryota; Metazoa; Chordata; Actinopteri; Salmoniformes; Salmonidae. Gene Ontology annotation, biological process: cytoskeleton organization.
UGAUUUUGUUAUUGAAUCAGAGAUGGACGUUGGGGGUAAUGGUGGUGMUUUGAUUGUCAAUAAACAGAGGGCUAUGUUACCCAACAAAAGUAGGGGUGAAUUUGUCCGUAAUCAAAGAAAAGACUCGGAGGGCUUCUCCGAGUCUCCAGACCUUGAGUUUGAGUAUGCAGAUACAGACAAGUGGUCUGCUGAACUGUCAGAGCUAUACAGUUACACUGAAGGACCAGAAUUUCUUCUCAACAGAAAAUGCUUUGAGGAGGAAUUCCGAACUCAUGUGUCUGACAAGAAAUGGACCGAGCUGGAUGUGGCUCAACACAGAGCUCACGCCAUGCGUCUACUGGACGGCCUGGAGGUGAUCACCAGGGAGAAGAGGCUGAAGGUGUCCAGGGCAAUCCUCUACAUGGUUCAGGGGACGUUUGCGGAGUGCAGCUCUGAGGCAGAAGUGCAGCACUGGAUGAGGUAUAACAUCUUCCUGCUGCUGGAUGUUGGCACCUUCACGGCCCUUGUGGAGCUGCUCAACAUGGAGGUUGAUAACAGUGCUGCCUGUAGCAGUGCAGUCAGAAAGCCAGCAAUCUCCUUGGCUGACAGCACAGACCUCAGGGUGCUGCUCAACAUCAUGUAUCUGAUGGUGGUGACCAUCCAGCAGGAGGACCCAGCCGACUCACCUGAUUGGAGGGCCACCAGGGAGACCUUUAAAACAGAGCUGGGCUCUCCUCUGUACAACAACGAGCCCAUCUCUGUCAUGCUCUUUGGCAUGGUGACAAAGUUCUGCAGUGGUCACGCUCCCCACUUCCCCAUGAAGAAGGUUCUGAUGCUGCUGUGGAAGAGCAUACUGUUCACCCUCGGGGGGUUUGAGCAGCUCCAGAACAUUAAGGUGAGUAAGCGGGAGGAGCUUCGCCUGCCCCCCCUCCCAGAGGACAGCAUCCGGGUCAUCAGGAGCAUGAGGGCAGCCUCGCCCCCCGCAUCUGCCUCUGACCUCAUCGAACAGCAGCAGAAAAGGGCACGCCGUGAACACAAGUCCCUAAUAAAACAGGACAACCUGGACGCCUUCAAUGAGAAGGACCCCUACAAGUCAGAUGACCCUCGUGAAGAUGAGGAUGACAACGAUGACAAUGACAACUCCAUGGAGGCGGAGCCUUUUCCCAUGGAACGGGAUGAGGUCAUGCCCCCACCCAUCCUACACCCCCCCUCAGAGAGGGUGAACUUCCCCAAGGGCCUGCCUUGGGCCCCCAAAGUCAGGGAAAAGGACAUAGAACAUUUCCUGGAAUCAAGUAGAAGCAAAUUUAUCGGCUAUACGCUUGGAAAUGACACAGAUACAGUUGUCGGCCUACCCAGACCCAUCCAUGAAAGCAUCAGAACCUUGAAGCAGCAUAAGUACAUCUCUAUAGCUGAGAUUCAGAUUGCCAAGGAGGAUGAGUUUCAGAAAACUCCACUGUCAGGGGGAGAAGAGGAUGUGGAGAUGUGCUCCACUGAGCUGCUAUACCAGGGCAUUCUUCCCAGCUUGCCUCAGUACAUGAUUGCCCUGCUGAAGAUCCUGCUAGCGGCUGCCCCCACCUCCAAGGCCAAGACAGACUCCAUCAACAUCCUGGCAGAUGUGCUGCCUGAGGAGAUGCCGACCACUGUGCUCCAGAGCAUGAAACUUGGUGUGGAUGUUAACCGCCACAAGGAGAUCAUUGUUAAGGCCAUCGCUGCCAUCCUGCUGCUGCUUCUCAAACACUUCAAACUCAAUCACGUCUACCAGUUUGAGUACAUGGCUCAGCACCUGGUGUUUGCCAACUGUAUUCCUCUCAUUCUCAAGUUCUUCAACCAGAACAUAAUUUCUUACAUCACAGCCAAGAACAGUAUUUCUGUGCUGGACUUCCCUUACUGUGUGGUGCAUGAGCUCCCUGAACUUACUGCAGAGAGUUUGGAGGCUGGCGACAACAACCAGUUCUGCUGGAGGAACCUGUUCUCCUGUAUCAACCUGUUGAGGAUCCUCAACAAGCUGACCAAGUGGAAGCACUCCAGAACCAUGAUGCUGGUGGUGUUCAAAUCUGCUCCCAUAUUGAAGAGGGCGUUGAAGGUUAAACAGGCCAUGAUGCAGCUGUACGUCCUCAAGCUGCUCAAAGUGCAAACCAAGUACCUGGGCCGCCAGUGGAGGAAGAGCAACAUGAAGACCAUGUCUGCCAUAUACCAGAAGGUCCGCCAUCGCCUCAAUGACGACUGGGCCUACGGUAACGACCUGGAUGCGCGGCCCUGGGACUUCCAGGCAGAGGAGUGUGCUCUGCGCGCCAACAUUGAGCGCUUCAACAGCCGCCGCUACGACAACAACCAGAGGAACCCUGACUUCCUGCCCGUGGACAACUGCCUGCAGAGCGUUCUUGGACAGCGCGUCGACCUGCCGGAGGAUUUCCAGAUGAACUAUGACCUCUGGCUGGAGCGAGAAGUCUUCUCCAAGCCCAUAUCCUGGGAGGAGCUUCUGCAAUGAUAACAGGGCUGGGUGGUGGGAGGUGGUGCUAUAGGAAGGUUUUCUGAACCCACCUCCCCAAGGUGGCAACACUAGUCUACAUCUCCACAUCGUUUAGUGCUGAAAAAGCAUACCUGUUACAGCCUUCAUAGAGCACUGCAUUUGUUUCUGAAAAUUCCGCAGACAAGAGUCCCCAUAACAAACAUGAUCCUUGUGUUGUCAUCUCGUGCAGAGAAAAUAACAGUCAGUAAGGGAUAUUCAGGAGGUAGAGGGUCAACACCUAAGUCACCUAAAUGUGGACCUUGCGCAUUAGCAUUACCCCUUCACAGUUGGACCAAUCAUUUAUAAUAUCUGAAUCCAGGCACUAGACUUCUCUUCUUUUUUUUAAAAGCGCAAAUAGGGGGUGCUUAUAUUUGUCCUGUUUCACACAUGUACAAGUGUGUAACCUGUACAAGCGUGUGGUGAAAUGGAAAUGUGUUUUUUGCAUAUCCCAUUUGGAGAGUGGUGUCACUCAUGGCCAAGGUGAACCAGGUCUUGAUUUACCCCAUGUAGAGCCUUUUCUAGUUUUCAACUGGACCUUUACAGAGUGCUAUAGGUUUUAUCAGCCUUGUCCAACCUCCAUGGUUGGGUAUGUAAACCCUUUAUAUUCUGUUACUUACACACAACUCCACACAUCCAACCUGCCAUGGUGCCACUCCUGGCUGUCGGACCAGUACUCUGCCCUUCAAGCACUAUAGUACACUAUUAUAACCCUUAGGAAGAAGUACAAAAUAAAGUGUGUGUGUGGAAGAGCGAUUGUGAGGGAAGGGUUGCUUGAGUGUGUGUGUGUGUACAGUAUGUCUUAUGGUUACUGAUAUAACCCCCUGUUGACCAGGCUUUUGAUGUUCCAUUAGUACUCUUCUCACUGAGUGACCGUUGGCUUGUAUGAAUCACACACCUCUAUCAACCCUGGUGGAGACAAUUUAGAUUGGUAUUAAGACAUUUUAAUGGAAUUUACAGCCCAAUGUUUUAACCUAAAGCAACAGGCACACGUGCUGGCCACUACACAACCUUAUUGGCUGAUAACUUGGGAAACAAACCUUAAUUUUGUAUGUGUGUGUGCACAGUAUGUUUGAGAGAGUGAGGGAAGAAAGUGGUUCUCACUCACUCUUCACUAGCUAAUGUUUUUUUUUAACUCAAGGGAACAAUUUUGCCCACCUGUUAACUCCUCAGUUCUAAGAUAAUUGUAUAGUUGCAUUGUGCUUAUACUAAUUUACCACAGCUAUUGCUUUUUUUGUGUUAGGUUUUAUUUAUUUGCACCAAAGACAAAACAGUACAGAUAAAACAGAAUGGUAGAAACUGUGCAGGUGAGGUUGGAAGCCCAAAAGGGCUUUUAUGACAAAUAUAAGUACAUCAAAUAAAGUAUGUUCCAUCAGUUAAACAAAGCAUAUUAAUUUUAAUUGAACAUGAUAUACUCAUUAUACAAGACUGUGUGUGUGCAUCUGUGUGAGUUAGACAUGGAGGGGAUUAUUGGGUAGUUUGGUUCAUCAGGCGGACCCCCAGUCUUCGCMUGAAGUUAUUGAUGGAUGAUGUUUGGCAUUGUGAACAUAAGAAUUCCAGAGUAUGGUACCUCUGUAUCUGAUAGAGAAUUAUCUGUGUGAGGCAGUGGGGAGGGUGAAGGUUAUCGCAGUGUCUUGUGUUAUAUAGAUGGAUUUCCAGGGAGAAUCCAUUAACGGGUUUAGGUAAACUGUCUGGGAGGUAUAUGUAGAUGAAAGUGCAUAAUUGGCGUACCUUAAUYUCGUAAAUAGACAAGAUAUUGAGUUUCUUAAACAAAGGUGAAAAUGUAUUUUGUAUGAUGGGUAAUUUGUGUAGGUACGAGGCAUAUGUACCGGCCCAGAAUUGUUUUAUCGUAAUGAGAUAUGGGUCAAUUAAGCUACAGUAUAGAGUUAGGAAGCAAGCCUGAUGAACCGAACCAUGUUCUACGAUUUUAGAAAAACAUGGUAGUGCAGAUAUUGGGUGAUGAAUUGUAAAAGAUCUUGGAUCCCCAGAUUUAUAGAGAGGGGGAUAACUUUGGCAAUUACAUUUUUUUAGGAACACUACCAGUUUGCAUUGAUUUUGUGAAGAUAUACCUUAGAGGCUCAGUAAUCGAGGAAGACACUGAUUUCACCAGAGAGGCACCAAUCUCAUAACCUGCUGCUGAUAUCUUUGUUACCAAUUACCUCCAUUACAGCAGAAGGAUCAAACUUGAGAAGGGAAAUACCACUUCAUGUAAUCCAAGUGAUUUCCAUCAAUUUUCUAAAUUGUAUUUGACAGAGAGGAACCCACAUUCACAAAAACGUAUAAAAUUCACAUGAAAAAACAUCAGAAUCACUAUAGGUAUUAUUUCCAACAAUAAAUUGAGAUGGAGUAGUUCUAGAUGCCAUUUUCUUAUUCAAUAGUUGAUUGAUUUUCAAAGUUUACUUAAUUUUAUUUAAGGAUUCUUGAAAUGUGUUAGUAAAAUAUAUUUUGGGGGAUAUCUGAAGUAGGUGAGUAAAUUUGUUCUUAUACUUUUUUACAUUUGCAGAAUUUAGGGGAGAGGGAUUUGUGAGAAACGUUUUUAUAGAACUUCUUUUUAACUGAGGAUGUUUUGAGACCGGUUGUAAACCAAUGUUUCCAGAACCCUUCUGCUGCUCUCUUAUGUGGUUUAACUAAGGUGGUGAAUUACAGAAUUAAAAGAUGUGAGAAAAGUCUGGCAAGCAGACUCCACAUCAGCCUGAUUAUUAUAAUGGUUAUUGAAGAGAGAAUCUAACAUGGAGAAAUGUAAUUAUGACAUCGUAUGACGUUAGGAUGUUGGAAAAACCCUUAUUUAUCAUGUCAAUAUGUUUAGCAUUGUAUGACUUUAUAAAUACUGUAUUAAAAUGAUGCUCUCUUA